Uranotaenia lowii is the source of this 1309-nucleotide messenger RNA. RefSeq names its product ATP-dependent 6-phosphofructokinase-like. Bases 309 to 1094 code for a protein of 261 amino acids. Lineage: Eukaryota; Metazoa; Arthropoda; Insecta; Diptera; Culicidae. Gene Ontology annotation, cellular component: 6-phosphofructokinase complex. The record is from RefSeq and is a predicted model, not a curated record. The transcript is spliced from 6 exons. Gene Ontology annotation, biological process: canonical glycolysis; fructose 1,6-bisphosphate metabolic process; fructose 6-phosphate metabolic process. Gene Ontology annotation, molecular function: AMP binding; 6-phosphofructokinase activity; fructose-6-phosphate binding.
UUGGUGCCAGAAGGGAAAAAUCGGUGCAUUAUAACAGACGGCAGGCUCGAAUUCGGUUGCGUUCGGGUACUUCGAUUCUGCUGGAGCCCUCCUACUAAACUCCGGAUUGUCUCUCGGAUCGGUUAGUUCGUGGUUCUUUACGUGGUGAGUUUGAUCGCUGGAUUUAUUUUCGAGACUCUUGUGUUCUCUGCUCAGAUCGAUCGUCGAGUUGCAGAAUUUUCAAAGUUGGCGGAAAUAAUAAAUCUCGAAAGGAAUAGGAAUAUUAUCCUCCUGUCUUAAUAAAAAGGCAAACAAGUGAAGAAGAAAGUAUGGCCCCAUCAGCACCGGUUCAACGGUUCAUUCAGCAUGGAGCCCACAAGGGUAAGGGAAUUGCCGUCUUUACCAGCGGUGGCGAUUCCCAGGGCAUGAAUGCGGCCGUCCGAGCCGUAGUCCGUAUGGGCAUUUACGUCGGUUGUAAGGUCUACUUCAUCCGCGAGGGCUACCAGGGCAUGGUGGACGGUGGCGAUAACAUCGUCGAAGCCAACUGGUCCUCGGUGUCCAGCAUCAUCCAUCGGGGUGGAACCGUAAUCGGAUCGGCCCGUUGCAUGGACUUCAAGGAACGUGCCGGUCGGCUGCAGGCCGCCUUCAACCUGGUCAGCCGUGGCAUCACCAAUCUGGUGGUGAUCGGCGGUGACGGUUCCCUCACUGGAGCCAACCUCUUCCGGCAGGAGUGGGGAAGUCUACUGGAUGAGCUGCUGGCCUCGGGAAAGAUUACCCAGGAUCAGCGCCUGAAGUACAAAAGUCUGCACAUUGCCGGCAUGGUCGGUUCGAUCGAUAACGAUUUCUGCGGCACCGACAUGACCAUCGGUACGGAUUCGGCCCUACACAGGAUCAUCGAGGCCAUCGACGCCAUCGUCAGUACUGCCUACUCGCAUCAGCGCACCUUCAUCAUGGAGGUCAUGGGCAGACACUGUGGAUACCUGGCAGUAGUUGCUGGUGUGAUUUCCGAGGCCGAUUAUGUUUUCAUUCCAGAAUCACCGCCUCCACGCGAUUGGGAGGCAAAGAUUUGCAGUAAACUAGAGCAGCUACUUGGCCGUCAUGGCUUCAUUAGCUAGUGAGGCCGAUUACGUGUUCAUUCCGGAAAGUCCCGCCCCGCACAAUUGGCCGCAAAAGUUGUGUGAAAAAAUCCUUCAGGAGCGUUCGGCUGGGCAGCGUCUGAACAUCAUCAUCGUGUCCGAGGGUGCGAUCGAUCGCGAUGGCAAUCCGAUCACGGCCGAGAAGGUGAAACAGGUCGUCGUCGAUAAGUUGGCCCAGGACACCCGCAUCACGG